CAGAAUGGACAAUGUUCUAUGGCAAGAAAUAUCAGAUUAUUAAUUAAUCAUAAAUUGUUAUUGGCUGAUAUGCUUACUUUCACCAAACCCACUUUCUUCUUUCUGUGUUUUAGGUAUUCUUGGCAAUCAAUUUGUUAGGGUAGAAGAUGGAAAAAGAUAAUGUCACAUCAGUGGAGGACUUCUACCUGACUGAGUUGUCAGACCUCCCAGAAGUGCGAAUUUCCCUCUUUGUGAUGAUUCUGCUGAUCUACUUGAUCUCCCUGGCAGGGAAUGGGGCUAUUCUCCUGGCAAUAGUGGCAGAUGAUCACCUCCAUACCCCCAUGUACUUUUUCCUUAGCAAUUUGUCUUUGCUGGAUAUUCUUGGCCCGACUGUCACUGUGCCAAAGAUGCUCCAAAUUUUCUUGUCCGAGAAUAAGAGAAUAUCGUUUAUGGGCUGCAUGAUACAACUAUUCUUUCUGAUUGAUGCAGUGGGUACUGAAAUUUUCUUGCUAGCAGUGAUGGCUUAUGAUCGGUACGUGGCUAUAUGUAGGCCUUUACAUUACACAAGCAUCAUGAGUAAACAGGUUUGCACUAAGCUGACAGCUUGGACCUGGCUGUUGGGCUUCAUCAAUUCCAUGGUUCAUACCUCUUUGACCUUUUCUUUAUCCUUCUGUGGACUGAAUAAAAUUAACCAAUAUUACUGUGACCUUCAGCCAGUGAUGGCUCUCUCCUGCUCUUCUACCUUUGUCUCUGAACUGGUUCGUCUUCUUGUGGCAAGCGUUAUAGGAUGUGGUGCUUUUCUUAUCACUCUGAUUUCGUACAUCUAUAUCCUUUCCACCAUCUUGCGCAUGCACUCUGUAGAAGGCAGGCACAAAGCUUUUUCUACCUGUGGAUCUCACUUGACUGUAGUUUGCCUCUUCUAUGGGGCUACCAUAGCCACAUAUGCUCGUUCCAAUUCAUCCUAUUCUCACAAACAGGACAGAAUCAUUUCCUUGUUGUAUGGGGUUGUUACCCCCAUGCUGAACCCCAUGAUCUACAGUUUGAGGAACAAGGAAGUCAAAAGGGCCUUGGUCAAAGCCUUUAGACUGAAAAAGUUCUACUGAAUGUUACGUUUAUAUCUUACUUCCCUAGUCUGCUGUCAGAGUAUGUUUGUUUUAUUAGUACAUUUGUGGGGAAAUUAGUUUGAUUUACAUAACAAAAACUGUGUUUUUCACAUUCUAAAACCAAGCAUGGAGAAACCUCAUGUUUUCCACAAUGUAGGAAUAUAGAACUAGAACAGAUCACAAGGGUCUUCCAGACCCACCCCAUUCUGCAUUGCAGGAACAUGUUAGUGUGUUCUGUUGCUAGAGUGAAUUGUUAUAUCAAGUCAUGCUGUUGGGUGUUUGCAACUGUGUAUUUCCGGCAGAGCAUUUCAGCAGCGCAUGGGUUAAGCACAAGCCAGCUUGAUUGAUUGCCCACAGGACCAAUAGGUCAGGGCUUCUGUUUGAACUAUCUGACAGGAACUGAACUGAACUGAGGAAUGCAGGAGGUGCCUGCUUGUACUGAUAACAGCCUUGGCUAGCGGAGAAGAUGCACCAUGUGUCCGGAGAGUUAUGGCUUUGAGUAAUUGUAAAUAACUUGUA
This is a messenger RNA of Anolis carolinensis (green anole), 1601 nucleotides long. Its product is annotated as olfactory receptor 5V1. Gene Ontology annotation, biological process: G protein-coupled receptor signaling pathway. Gene Ontology annotation, cellular component: membrane. Bases 147 to 1082 code for a protein of 311 amino acids. Gene Ontology annotation, molecular function: olfactory receptor activity; odorant binding; G protein-coupled receptor activity. The record is from RefSeq and is a predicted model, not a curated record. NCBI's taxonomy places the organism in Eukaryota, Metazoa, Chordata, Lepidosauria, Squamata, Anolidae. The transcript has a single exon.